GAUAUCACGAUGGUCACCUGGAUAUUGCCGGCCGGGUCAGUCACUGUGCCCGCAAUGAUUUUCCUUUUUUUUUUCCUGCUCUCUCGAGUCGCGUCUCUGUCGACUCUCAUCGCAUCUUGCGCAAAGUACACAAAAGCACAGAUAGAGCAUGGUGGAAUGGUCGAUUGGCAACGGAAAAGAAGUCACGAUUCGGGCGUUCCAGGAUUGGUCGGGGCCUCCUUACAUCAGGGUAUGCUCUGUGUGGUAGAAGGCCAUCUGUCUCAUUUCCAGCCAUCAUCCUGCAUUUGCUUUCUAGGGCGGGAUAUAACGACGGUCUCGGCUAGGUCUCUGAUCUAAAACGGGUUCAUAGGACACUCCAAUAGCAUCACCAACGGCCUUGUCAUCAUCAUCAUCUAACCGUCCUCUUUACCUUGUUGUUGUUGUUUUGAGAAAUGUUGGGGUUAUGAUUAAUAACCGGACCGAG
This is a messenger RNA of Phialemonium atrogriseum, 463 nucleotides long. RefSeq lists its product as uncharacterized. The transcript has 2 exons. The annotation marks the transcript as partial. Lineage: Eukaryota; Fungi; Ascomycota; Sordariomycetes; Cephalothecales; Cephalothecaceae. The record is from RefSeq and is a predicted model, not a curated record.